Messenger RNA from Hordeum vulgare subsp. vulgare (domesticated barley), 1702 nucleotides. RefSeq names its product mitochondrial metalloendopeptidase OMA1-like. Gene Ontology annotation, cellular component: membrane. Lineage: Eukaryota; Viridiplantae; Streptophyta; Magnoliopsida; Poales; Poaceae. Gene Ontology annotation, molecular function: metalloendopeptidase activity. The record is from RefSeq and is a predicted model, not a curated record. The transcript is spliced from 3 exons. Bases 1094 to 1498 code for a protein of 134 amino acids.
CAAGCCGGCCGCCUCCCCCCUCGUGCAUCCACAGCUAGAGCAGUCCUCUGUGGUCUUGGGCACCACCAGGGGACUCUUAUUUCGACACAACAUGGUUGCCGGCCCUAGACCGCCUGUGUUGCCUCAGGCGAUGCAGCUUCCUCGGCACUACUACACGGCCCCAUGGCAUGGGGUCAUUCAGGGACAUCUGUUUCACAACAUGCACAUUAUCACAAGCGACAUUGCUUCCUCGACGCUACUACACCACCUCAUGGCAUGGGGAGGCCUUGGCCUCAACUCAUGGACAUAUGUUCCGCAACAUCAUCAUGCGCAAUAGUCGACCGUCUACAUUGCCACAUGCAGCACUAAUUUCUCAGCGUUCUACACUGCAACACGGCAAUUCAAGGACAUGGAGUCUAUUCGAAGACUCCUUUUUCAAGUCAUUACGCCCGACAUCUUUCUCCCUCGGCGGUACUUCAACGCUCCAUGGCAGCAACGACAGAUCUUGGGACCCAUCCGAGGACUCUUCCCAAGUCAGAUUAAUCGUGUUGUAUGUCGGCCUUCGUAGUACUGUGCAGCCCCAUCGAGAUCGGUGAUCCAUUUUGCUCGUACCUACUUUGGGUGUUUUUGGAAGGUCACGGUUGCGGCUGCUUUCAUCAACAUUAUGUGGCCUUUUGUCUACCACACUUAUCUUGAUAUUGUCCCAUAUAGCAGUCAGACCCGCUUCUUUCGUCUUGAGACUGUGCCCUAUACUAAUUGGGCUCACUUUGUUAUUCGCUCUCCAGUAGACGACCGUGAGUAUGGUGAGUCAUGUUUUACUAUUGUGAGGUAAAACCACUCAUCCAAGUUUCUUAGCCCGCUCCACCCCGACAGUGUCCGUGUCAAUCUUAUCACAGCGCGACUUCUGGAUGCUGUUCAACGCAGCCUUGACAUCAAGGGUUGUGAUGCGGCCUUGGUCCAUGGUUCCCCUUGCAAAGACACGAGCUUAGAUGUUAGGCAUGCAAUUGAGAGUAACAAACAAGGCAAGCUAUGCAGACCACAACCACAAAUAUCACACCUUAAUGGUCUUGACUGGGAGGUGAUUGUUGUUAAAAAUGAUGGGCAUGUUGGUGCAAUGUCGUGGCCCCAUGGCAAGAUUAUAGUGUUCACUGGAUUGCUCAACCACUUGGAGAGCGAUGAUGAAAUUGCUACUCUUCUUGCUCAUGAGAUUGCACAUGUGGUUGCCAGACACCCGUCAGAGUCAAUCAUGUACAAGAAGUGGUUUCCUUUUCCCCUCAAGGUGCACUUCAUAAGAAGGACGGAGAUAGAGGCAGAUCACAUGGGAAUGCUGCUAAUGGCUGCUGCUGGUUUUGAUCCACACGCAGCCCCUAAGGCCGUUGAAAAGUUAAUAGGGAAUGACAUAUAUCUUCUUUCGGGGAAGAAAUUAGCACAGCUUUUAUCUAGAGCAAAGAUAAUGGAUGAGGCGCUGGAGUUAUAUAAAGAAGCUAUACCGUCCAAGGCACCAGGCCUGCAACAUUAAAAAAAAAGUUCUCCUAUCUGUGUUUUAUGCCGUUUUAGGCUCUGUCAUAUGACUGAGAGUAUGGAUAGGCCCUGAUUCCCAAAGAUUUUAGGUUGCUUCAUUGGCUGUUUAUAGAAAAAUCGAUCCAUUUAUGUAAAUAGCAUCUAUAUGAGGGCAUCUUGAUCCUUCUCAUUUUUUUUAAGAGGAAACUACAUGAUUACUCCA